Molecule: messenger RNA, 1367 nt
Organism: Cuscuta campestris
Lineage: Eukaryota; Viridiplantae; Streptophyta; Magnoliopsida; Solanales; Convolvulaceae
Source: the annotation of a GenBank genome assembly
AUCACAAUUUUCAUCCAAAUUUCAAUCUCCUAAUCAAAUUCCUCUCUUCUCUUCAAAAUCGCCCCAAUGGCCGGAGGAAAGAAGACAAAAGCUUCGAAGAAGAAGAUCACCGUCGAGGCUACGAGCUCUGCGCCUCAACCUUUCCCAUACCUGGACGGAUCCUUCUUGGAGUUCGGGUCGGAAGAGGAACUUACUCGCUUCAUCACCCACUUCGCCAAACGUCCCAUCUCACCGCCAAGGGUGCUGCCCGAGCUGUUCCCUCAACAGAAGGGAUACUACGACCUUGACAACCAACUCAAGGAGUCGGGUUUGUGGCCCUUUGUCUCCAGGAGUCGCACCGCCUUCAAUCCCGCUUAUGUCCGGGCCUUCUACUCCAAUCUCCGCCGAGACGGGGACACCAUCUGGAGCAGCAUCAAUCUCUAUGACAUAGAGUUCGACUUGGCUACUUUUGCUCGGGUUGCAGGGCUGCCCACCCGCAGUGACGACAUCGCGACAUAUGGUGCCCCACCGGAGAAGCGCCUUCUACUCUACAUCCUCACCCGAAUUCUUCGCCCCCGGGACAGUAGCCACACAUGUCUCUUCAACGAGGAUCUCAAGGCGGUUCAUGCUAUCACCCAUGGCGCCUCGAUCAAUUGGGCAAAAUACGUCAUGAUUCACAUGGCUGAUUGCGCCUCCAUCACCACCGAGCGGAGCUUGCCAUACGCCUUCCUCGUCAUGGAUCUCAUUGUUGCCUCCGACAUCCACAUCGCCAGCCCGGACACGAAGAUGACGAAAGUUUGGAUCAUCCAAGACAGCACCUUCCGGAAGAAGUCCGGUGACAGAACCGGCGCAGGACCCAGGCGGGCUCCAGCCCCCGCUCCCGCCAAGGCCUCCUUACAGUCCAUAGCCGAUACCCUGAAUCGGCUAACCAUCACCGUGGAUGGCAUGGGCCAGUACCUGGAGAGGAUGGACUGGACGAUGCAACGCCAACACCACGACAUGAAAGCGUUCUUCCGCGGCAUCAACUACGUCCCGCCGCCCUUUGACACCACCUUCCUCGGCCAAAACUAUGAAGGCGAGGACGAGGAGGAUAACUGCUAUGCUCCAUCCUCCUCCCCCGACGAAGCCGACUUUGAGGACGCGGUCGACGGGGAUCCCAUGGAUGUUGAGGACGACGAAGAUGACGAGGACCCCACUGCCUAGACUCUUCCUUCUCUCCUCUCCCUACUUUAAUUGCAUUUUUUAUUUCAAUUCCGUUGUACUCCGCAUUUUCUCCUCCUUUAAUGAAUAAAAGUUUACUUUUAAAUUAUAAAGUUCACUUUUAAUUCUUUUUGUUAAUGUCAAAAGGGGGAAGAUAUCAAGGUUAUGCAUAAAUUGAGGGCGAAUUU